Molecule: messenger RNA, 1443 nt
Organism: Torulaspora globosa
Lineage: Eukaryota; Fungi; Ascomycota; Saccharomycetes; Saccharomycetales; Saccharomycetaceae
Exons: 1
Coding region: 1-1443 (480 amino acids)
Biological process (GO): DNA recombination; DNA integration
Molecular function (GO): DNA binding
Source: RefSeq, a predicted model, not a curated record
AUGAGUGAGUUCAGAGAGUAUGUACGGUUGAAACCCCAGGAGCUAAAGGAUCAGAUCCUUGGGCUGUUGGAGGGCGAUCUGGACGACGCAAAGUGUAAGCGAUUUGGAGCGCUAAUGACCAUGGUUCUAUUGAAAUACACAACCCUCAAGCGCCGUAAACGAAAUGGUGAAAUUAAGCUACACACCUUUGAGAGAUACAAGCGUAUCGUAGCAAGCUCUGUCGUUAUCAAAUCGAGAGAACCCGAGACGGUCGUGGCAUUUAACUACUUCACAGGAGGUCAGCCCGAACUCGAGGGUGAAGUGAACGAUUACUUUUCGAAAGUUAAGUUUCAGAUCAAUUCUGCCAAAAAGUCCAGUAUGAAGGACGUAUUUGAGAGGUCUGACAUGGUCUGGGAUGACCCUAAAACGCUAAAAGCCGCUGGGGAAGCUACUAGCAUAGACGAGUCUUUCAAGAACCUACUAAGCACCGUUAGCUCCCUCCGAGACGAUAUCCUCAAGCCUGUCAUGCUAAGAAUACCGUCAUACACCAGGACCCCAGCCACGAGAGCAGAGUUUCCUUUGAUGUUCCUCGCUACGGUCUUCAAUUGCUGCCGCCAAAGUGAUUUGACAAACGCAGAUCCAUCCACGUUUGCUGUGGUAGAGCAUGAGUAUCUGGGCCAGUACGUCCAAUGUCUGGUCACAGAAACAAAAACUCGCACAGCGAGGUUCAUUGAUUUCUAUCCGGUAGCAGGUGAAUAUGAUCCGAUUGUCGCUUUAGACAGACUGUUGAGGGAUACAGAGCCACAGAAGAAAGUCUUCACAAGUAGCUUCACGACCUCACAGGAAUAUCAACUCCUUCGCAGCAAUCUGGUGGGCACUUAUGACAAGUUUUUGACCAAAACCUGUCCUUUUCCCAUUUUCCAGAUAAAACACGGUCCGAAAUCUCACUUUGGUAGACAUCUCAUGGCCUCUUACCUGAGUAAGUGUAGCUUGGGGCAGUAUGUUACACCUCUGGGCAACUGGAGCGACCGAGACGAUACUAUUGGCAGCUUUAUUGCAAAGUAUGGCCAUCGGCGAAGGGAGUUACCAAGCUACCUGUAUGCUACUGCAAAGAGAAAGUAUGGCCAUCGGCGAAGGGAGUUACCAAGCUACCUGUAUGCUUUCCUUUCUGGCUAUUAUGAACUGAUUAAAGUCGAAAGCAACAACGGCAAAGAAGAUUAUAGUUGUAGGCUAGUCCAUCCCGAUUUUAAACCGAUUGUGGUGAAACAAAGCGGUGAUUGUGAAGGCUUGUCAAUAGAAUGCUAUCGAGAAUGGAAGCAGAUCAUAGAUUCUGACGUUCUAAGUUUCAUUCUGAAGUACAGUGAAGCAAAACGGAGACGAGGGCCAUUGGAGGCAGGCAUGCGGUCUAUCAUCACGGGGCCCUCUCCGCCUUCUGCUCCCUUGCAGACGGAGAAUUGGCCAUAG